AUGGAUCGUCUUCCUCAAGAGCUUGUCCUUGAUAUACUAUCAAGGCUUCCAACCCCAAGCUUAGUUCAAUCCAAGUCCGUGAGCCGAGGCUGGCGUAUCUUAAUACGAGACCAAGCGCUUGUCAACAAGCAUUUCAACCGCGUGGUCGAGAACGACCCCACCUUCAUUUUACAAAUCAGGGAUCAACCCGCCCAAAACCAGCUUUAUUUUGGAGAUUUCUCAAACCAUGGGGACGUGAUGAUCAUAACAAAGAAGCUCACCAUGCCACCAUUGCCAACUUUCCAUUUGCUGAGUUCAUGUAAUGGAUUGCUAUGCUUGCGUGGCACUCACGGAAGCUUUGGACUGAUCUGUAUUUAUAAUCCUUUCACCAGGGACUAUAUAGAGUUGCCGAAGCAAAUAGCAAAGCACCCUAGUCAUCAUGUGGGGGUGUUGGGAUUUGGUCUCGAUUCUACCACAAAGAAGUAUAAGGUUGUUGAGGUUUUAUAUAAAGGAAUAACUCGUAGAGCUCCUCUGAUUGCAGCAUCCUCUUCUUCAAUUGAAUCUGUGGUUCAUAUUUUGAGUGUUGGUAGCCCCUCAUGGAGAAAUUUGGGAAGCUUUCCAUUCCAUUUUAUGUGGCAAAAUUCUCAGGUUUUGGUCAAUGGGAAACUGCAUUGGAUUUCUUAUCCCGAUAAAAACAUUGCUACUAAUCGUAUAAUGUCCUUUGACUUGGCUAAUGAACAGUUCCAGAAGGUCCCUGGGCCUGAUUGCAUCAGUUCGGACAGGCAAUUUCAUGAAAUUGUGGUUCUACGAGGUUGCCUGUCGGCGGUUUCUUUUAAUGACGAUGAUAGAGAAUUGGAGAUUUGGGUUAUGAAGGAGUAUGAUGUGAGGGAGUCUUGGGUCAAAGAAUUUAGCAUUGGAGCUUACGUACCAAGAAUAUUGCAGCCGAAUGAUGUGAGGGAAUCAUUGAAUAGUUCCAUGUAUUACUCGCCUAAAAAGUGCAUGCGAGUCCUAUGCCUGUUGAGGAGUGGAGGGAUCUUAUUAGAGUACAAAAGUAAAGCAGUCGUUGUCUAUGAUCCCCAUUGCAUGACAUUCCAGGAUCUUCAACUUGCAUUUGAAGGGAUUCCGAGGUGUUUCAGGGUUGUCCUUCAUGCUGCAUGCCUCAGUUGGAUCGAUGCAUUUGUCAAUACGUAA
This is a messenger RNA of Hibiscus syriacus, 1170 nucleotides long. Its product is annotated as F-box protein At3g07870-like. Lineage: Eukaryota; Viridiplantae; Streptophyta; Magnoliopsida; Malvales; Malvaceae. Gene Ontology annotation, molecular function: protein binding. The coding region runs from base 1 to 1170 and encodes 389 amino acids. The record is from RefSeq and is a predicted model, not a curated record. The transcript has a single exon.